Messenger RNA from Brienomyrus brachyistius, 5396 nucleotides. Its product is annotated as discs large homolog 1-like protein. NCBI's taxonomy places the organism in Eukaryota, Metazoa, Chordata, Actinopteri, Osteoglossiformes, Mormyridae. Gene Ontology annotation, cellular component: neuron projection; postsynaptic density membrane; neuromuscular junction. Gene Ontology annotation, molecular function: kinase binding. The transcript is spliced from 26 exons. The record is from RefSeq and is a predicted model, not a curated record. The coding region runs from base 775 to 3684 and encodes 969 amino acids. Gene Ontology annotation, biological process: chemical synaptic transmission; neurotransmitter receptor localization to postsynaptic specialization membrane.
UCCUAGGUCGCCAUUUUGGUGGAAAGUUUGGAAUUUCUGAUACACUGGUGGAGGGGGAGGAAAAAAAAGAAUAGAGAGGGAACGAAGUUUGACUUAAAGAAAAAUAAACAAUUAGUGAGGGAAGCGGAGUGAGUGAAAGGGGCGCGUGGAAGUGGAAGAAUAAGCUGCGGAGGAUACACGUUGAACUUUUACAUAUGUCACUCUAAGACGGGAUUUGUUAUUUUUCAGGUUCUUUGGGUCAGGUCGCUUUCUACACCUUUGCCACCACCGAUUCUAUUAGCAACAUUUUCCCAUAUUUAAAUUAUGCAUGACUCAGUCCUCCUUCUGAGUGGCUGAAUACUAAAUUAUAUACUUAGGUGGUAAGCCUUUGCAUUAUUUUUUUCUACCUUUCUUUUUUUAUAUAAAGUUCUGCAGUCAUUCAGAUACGUUCGUCGUUGAAAGUCCAGGAGUAACCGUGCGUCCGCUGUCCGGUUCCUGAACCGCGGCCACCGCGGGAGGCGGUUCUCUCCGGCGGCACCGGGGAUAUAGUCGCCGGAGCGCGGAUUGGCGCUCCUUCGGGUCAGAGUAAGAGCGGCUUUGGCUUGUCGGCUGGAGGAAGAGAGGGAGGGGGAAAGAGAGAGAGAUAGCCGACGUCGGUUCGCCCAGCCGAACCGAGCCGUGCGAAAGUGUCCCGCCGUCGCCGAGGGAAGAGUUUUGCCCGGUGCGAGAACAUUUCAACAGGCUAGCGAGCGAGCGCAGCCUUACUAGCUAGUCCGCUAGCUGGCUAGCCUAAACAUGCCGGUGCGUAAGAAAGAUGCAGAACGGGCACUGGUGCUCCUGGAGGAGUACCGCAGGAAGCUCACUCAGACCGAGGACCGGCAGCUCAGGCACUCCGUCGACAGGGUCAUUGACAUCUUCCAGAGCAACCUCUUCCAAGCUCUAAUAGAUAUCCAAGAAUUUUAUGAAGUGACCUUACUGGACAGUGAGAAAUGUGUGGAGUCUCUCAAACCAGCCGAGCCCACGGCCUCUGUGAACCUGUGGGAUUUCUCCAGCCUUCAGAGUACAACUGUGACUUCAGAAACCCAGCCCAGCAGCCUUAGCACCAGUAUAGAGAAAUACCGGCACCAGGAUGAAGACACGCCACCCCCGGAACAGAGCUCCCCGCCGCCCCCUGGCGAGCCCCCGGGCCCCGAACUGGUGCAGGUAUCUGAGAAGAACAUCUCUCAGAUUGAGAAUGUACACGGCUUCGUCUCCCACUCGCACAUCUCCCCCAUGAAGGUAGAGUCCUUGGAGUGCAUCUUCGACGGGCCUUCCGCGUUAGGAGGCGAGGAGAUCCCGACCUCCGCCUACUCCACCCUGUACUCACAAAGCGAUGUGCUGUUGCAGGAGACAGAUGCUGUUCCUCCUUCUGCUCCCAUAAUCCCCGUGAUCCCUAUAUCGCCCAUCCCAGCCAAGACCCCUGUCAUCUCUUCACCCACGUCACAGGCCAAUCCUCCGCCUGUUCUGGUGAACACCGACAGCCUGGACUCGCCGUCAUACGUCAAUGGAACAGAAGCUGAUUAUGAAUAUGAAGAAAUCACACUUGAACGGGGCAAUUCAGGCCUGGGCUUCAGCAUCGCCGGCGGUACAGACAACCCCCACAUCGGCGAAGACCCCAGCAUCUUCAUCACCAAAGUUAUCCCCGGGGGAGCAGCGGCCCAAGACGGCCGGCUCCGGGUCAAUGACUGCAUAUUGAGAGUGAACGAUGUGGACGUGCGAGACGUCACUCACAGUAAAGCCGUAGAAGCCUUGAAAGAGGCCGGGUCUAUAGUCCGGCUUUACGUCCGGAGAAGGAAACCGCACUCAGAGAAGGUGAUGGAGAUCAAGCUGGUGAAAGGCCCGAAGGGUCUGGGCUUCAGCAUAGCCGGGGGUGUGGGGAACCAGCACAUCCCCGGGGAUAACAGCAUCUACGUCACCAAGAUCAUCGAGGGCGGGGCCGCGCACAAGGACGGGAAGCUGCAGAUAGGAGACAAACUGCUGGCUGUGAACAGCACUCCCCUCGAGGAGGUGAGCCAUGAGGACGCGGUCACGGCCUUGAAGAACACCCCGGACGUCGUGUACCUGAAGGUGGCCAAACCUACCAGCGUCUUCAUGAACGACGGCUUCGCUCCCCCUGACAUCACCGCCUCUUACUCCCAGCACGUGGAGAACCACGUCAGCCCCCCUGCGUACCUGGGCCAGCCGGUCGUCACCAACACCACCACCUCCACCUUGGGGCGCUGCUCUCCCAGUCCCCCCAAGGCCCUGGCUGGGGAUGAGGAUCUCACACGGGAGCCCCGGAAGGUGGUGCUGCAUCGAGGCACCACUGGGCUGGGCUUCAACAUCGUGGGCGGUGAGGACGGAGAGGGCAUCUUCAUCUCCUUCAUCCUGGCCGGGGGGCCGGCUGACCUGUGCGGGGAGCUGCGGAAAGGGGACCGCAUCGUGUCGGUAAACGGGGUGGACCUCCGCAGCGCCACCCACGAGCAGGCCGCAGCGGCGCUGAAGAACGCGGGUCAGACAGUUACCAUCGUGGCGCAGUACAGACCUGAAGAAUACAGCCGGUUCGAGGCCAAAAUCCAUGACCUUCGGGAGCAGAUGAUGAACAGCAGCAUCAGCUCUGGGUCUGGCUCGCUGCGGACCAACCAGAAGAGGUCCCUAUAUGUCAGAGCGCUGUUUGACUAUGACAAGACGAAAGACUCCGGGCUUCCCAGCCAAGGCCUGAACUUCAAAUUCGGGGACAUUCUGCACGUGGUGAACGCCUCUGACGACGAGUGGUGGCAGGCGCGGCAAGUGACCCCCGAUGGGGAGGUGGAGGAGAUAGGCGUCAUUCCCAGCAAGCGAAGGGUGGAGAAGAAGGAGAGAGCUCGGUUAAAGACAGUCAAGUUCAACUCCAAAUCGCGAGACAAGGCGCAGUCAUUCAAUGACAAGCGUAAAAAGAAUCUCUUUUCCCGAAAGUUCACUUUCUACAAGAACAAGGACCCAGGCGAACAGGAAACGAGCGAUGUCGACCAGCAUGUCACUUCUAAUGCCAGCGAUAGCGAGAGUAGCUACCGUGGCCAAGAGGAGUAUGUACUGUCAUACGAGCCAGUCACCCAACAGGAAGUGAACUACACCCGACCCGUGAUCAUUCUGGGACCCAUGAAGGACAGGAUAAACGAUGACCUGAUCUCGGAGUUCCCCGACAAAUUCGGCUCCUGCGUUCCCCACACGACCAGACCAAAGCGAGAAUACGAGGUAGACGGCAGAGACUAUCACUUUGUCGCCUUGAGAGAACAGAUGGAGAAAGACAUCCAGGAUCACAAGUUCAUCGAGGCGGGCCAGUACAAUAACCACUUGUAUGGGACCAGUGUCCAGUCUGUGCGUGAGGUGGCAGAGAAGGGCAAGCACUGCAUUCUGGAUGUCUCGGGAAACGCCAUCAAGAGGCUCCAAAACGCCCAGCUGUAUCCCAUCGCCGUGUUCAUCAAACCAAAAUCGGUGGAGAACAUCAUGGAGAUGAACAAAAGGCUGACGGAGGAGCAGGGCAAGAAGACGUUUGACAGGGCCGUGAAGCUGGAGCAGGAGUUCAUGGAAUAUUUUACCGCCAUCAUCCAAGGGGACACCCUGGAAGAGAUUUACGAGCAAGUUAAGCAGAUCAUGGAGGAGCACUCUGGGCCCUACAUAUGGGUACCAGCCAAAGAGAAAUUGUGAAGAGGCUUCAAGUUCUGCUGUCUCUCUUUGUCCAUUUUAUUUAUUUUUUUAAUGGCCUGCAGUGUUUUAAUGUCCCCCCCCUUUUACUCCUUUAUUCCAAGCUUCCAAAUCCACAGGCCCCUUUGCCGUGCGUUUGUCAGUGGGGUCACGACCUUUGCUAGGCCCCAGCGCACCCCCCACCUUCCUUAAACUCUAGCUGUCUCCUCAGGACUGAGUUCUCCUAUGGGUCACCACAGCUUCCUGCUAAGGGUUAAGGGCAGCGCCUGUCCAGCUACAAUAUGUGGGUUUUUUUACGGUACAUUUCCUUAAUGUUUAAGGGAGGCGACUUUUGGAAAAAAAAAAAAUUACUUGGAUGCAUUAUAUACAACUGUCUCUUAGAUUAAUUUUAUGACAAUGGAAAGAUGUCUCAGACUUUAAGUCACACAGAGCAGAACUUUUGCACGUUUCAGCUUCAGCAGCAUGUUCUGGACAUUUACUUUCUCGUCAGUCCGCCCUCCUUCCCAUAAUUUCUACCGAUCUGUAUUUUUCGUGGUCCUUUACUGCAAUCCAUCCAUCAUAGCCGAGUUUUCUUUUAUCGUACCAUUGCAUACACGAGCAUACUGCCCCCCCCCCCCGCUCUCCUCCACAUUGAGUCACUGUUUGUGUUGAUCUGCACGGAUGCUAAAGAAACGUGUGUGUGUGUGUGUGUGUGUGUGGGUGGGUGGGUGGUACAUGUUAGAGCAUUUCCCAGGUGGUUUUCUGAAGCUACAACCUACUGUCUUAUUUAAACCUGCUUUUAUCACUUUGACCUUUGAUAGCUUUCAUUACAUUUAGGUGCUCUGGAACAUUCUUUAAAAAUACUUUAAAACUCAUAAUCUAGGAAUGGCAAUUUUUAGAAAUGGUGUCCAUUGGUUAGUUGGAAACGAAAUGCAAAAACCUAAAGAAUUUAUUGUAUGCUGAGAUUUUAACAGAUAUUUAACCCUCCGUAAACUGCCUAUUUUGUUAUAAUAAAAGUCUAUAUUGAACUUUAAAGACUACAGCUAUGGGGAAUAUUUUCUUUACAUUGUUAAACAUAUAUAUAUGGAUCUAUACAAAAAUGAAUAUAUUUUUCUUUUCUUUACCGCCACCUACUUCUCAGUUUAUUUUCCUCCUUAUGCUUUAACUUUGAAACUGUAAAAUAGUGAUCCCAACAGAACAUAAUGUAAUGUGGUGGCAGAGCAAAUGUAUUUGGUACGAGACCGUCACAAAUGGAUUAACCUUGGCAGCUAGUUCAUAUCUCUGCCAUUUUAUGUGAAUUAUCUGUGCGCCUCUUCAUGUCGCAUGCAUGGUUUUUAAGUCUAGGACUUGCCGAAAAUGUGCGGGGUGGAGGGAGGGGGCAAAUCCUGCUUUGUGUCACCCCCUAGCCUUGCAAAGUGUUCCUAGUUAAAAAAGCAGCCCCGCGCAGGACUGUGCAGGUUACUGUCAUAUGGAGACCGUGCGCAACUUGAACGACAAGUUUGGAGACACGCUUUGUAAUGGAAGUCUUUAGUCCUUCCAGCAGGGGGCGCUCUGUCCUGCUCCCCUGAACAUUAUGUUUUUGGAGAUGAUCGUUUUCUAUCAGACUGCUUCGUUACCACCUCAUCAUCGCUUUAUAACUUGGGACUCGGAUAUGUAAAUAAACUACCAAUACGAUUCAUUCCAUUUGUCAAAAGAGGAGAACAGCUAAUAAUAAUAAAAAUGAACUUUCUCAUGCA